Messenger RNA from Phalaenopsis equestris, 1632 nucleotides. Its product is annotated as probable transcription factor GLK1. The transcript has 6 exons. Lineage: Eukaryota; Viridiplantae; Streptophyta; Magnoliopsida; Asparagales; Orchidaceae. Bases 80 to 1303 code for a protein of 407 amino acids. The record is from RefSeq and is a predicted model, not a curated record. Gene Ontology annotation, molecular function: transcription cis-regulatory region binding; DNA-binding transcription factor activity. Gene Ontology annotation, cellular component: nucleus. Gene Ontology annotation, biological process: positive regulation of DNA-templated transcription.
CUUUCCUCCUCUUACACUAACAAUACACAACACUUGGCCAACUACUUCCCCUCCCCCACCCCCUCCCAGCACUACUGGAAUGCUAGCGGUCACACCACUGAGAACGUCCACACCCGGAGACCUAGCCGGAGAAGUUGGUGGCGCCGCCGCCAACCUCCCUACUUCCGACGACUUCUCCCUCGACUUCGACUUCGAUUUCUCCGAGCUUUUCGCCGGGUUCGAUGACGCCGAAACCCUUCCCGCCCUCGAUGGCGAUGCCGCCGACUUACCUGCCGCGCGAGCCGAAACGAAUGGCGGCGGCGCGAACACUCAACAAGAUGAGAGAGAAGAGAAGAUAGCUUUGAUUGAUCCUGAGGAGGUCUUGAAUUGUGAGGUAAAGGAUGAGCCCUCAGCUUCGUCGGAUAUAAGCUCGCCGGCACCGGAUAAGCACAAGGAGAGGGGAAGGAAGUCAUCCGCAGGGCAGCAUAAGGGCUCCAAUGGGAAGAAAAAGGUGGAUUGGACGGCGGAGCUUCACCGGCGAUUUGUUCAGGCGGUGGAGCAGCUGGGGGUGGAGAAGGCGGUGCCGUCAAGGAUUUUGGAACUCAUGGGAAUCGACUGCCUCACACGUCACAAUGUCGCCAGCCAUCUUCAGAAAUAUCGAUCACAUCGAAAACAUGUGAUGGCAAGGGAGGCUGAGACAACUAGCUCGAAUCAAAGACGACAAGUGUAUGUUGCUUGGUUGCCUCCAGCAAUGGGCAUUCCUCCGAAUGCUAAUUCCAUUCAUCAUCUUCAUCAUCCUUCACACAUGCAACAUUUUAGACCACUGCAUGUAUGGGGUCACCCGACAAUGAACCAAUCAUUGAUUCAUAUGUGGCCAAAGCAUAUAGUCCCGAUCGGACAAACACCACCGCCACCAUGGGUUGCACCUCACCCUGUUCAACCUCCUCCGUUGCCGCAACACGAUUCUCCAUGGCCUCCUCAUUUUGCUAGGGGAACACCAUACUUUCCACAACCGCUGCCUGCAUUGACGUUUCCAGCAGUACCAGUUCCCGGCAUUCCGCCGCUUCCCAUGUGCAGGCCGGACGGCGUUAUUCCGACGGCGGCUCCGCCGGGUCCACCGCCGUGCAAACAAACAGGCUGGUUGCACCAACUCGAAGCUCAUCCGUCAAAAGAGAGCAUAGAUGCAGCACUGGGAGUUGUAUUGGCGCAACCAUGGCUGCCACUGCCUUUAGGGCUGAAGCCUCCUUCCUUAGAGAGUGUGAUGGUUGAACUCCAUAAGCAAGGAAUAUCAAAUGUGCCUCCUUCUGGCAACUCUGAAAAUUAAUUAAAAUUCGCCGACAAGUCCUUUUUUAAAUUUAUUUUUUUAUUUCUUUUCUUCCAUUAAACCCUUUUUUUCUUCAUCUUCUCCACAUUAUGCAGCUUCUGCUCAAUUGAGGACAAUGGUGAAGUUACUCUCUCUCUCUCUCUCACAUAUAUAUAUAUAUAUAUAUGGUGUAAAUAUUAUUUUGCAGGAUAUUGUUGCAGCACUGUUUUUGAUUAAUAAAUUUGGAGAUUGUGAGGAUUUGAUCAUGGAAGUCUUUGUUUUUUUUUUGGGGGGGUUGGAUGAUUGCAUUGGGAGCAUCGAAAAUAUUGAUAUUUAUAAAUAAAGCCCCC